UUAAAUGUGGAAGAUAACUGCCUCGAAAAUCUUGGGGAGACUCCUUUGCAAAAACAUGCUAAGCCAAGCGACCCCAGAAUGUACCUGGAGUUCAGGAGGGUGCCUUUAUUCUGCCGAAAACUACAUUACCCAGAAUGCAUCUAAACAAGACCUCGGGAAAGGAGCGCUGCGCUGCCGCAAGGGAUUAUGGAAGGCGUGGAUUCCCAGCGGGGAAAGUGAGUUUCACCUGCCAAGGGCGGGAGAAUGUUUGGAGACCGCCUUUCGCACGGACCCGGCCAGCGCUAGUGAGCGACCAAUCACCGAGCCAGCCCUCUGGAAGGUCUGAAAAGCGGCGAAUCAGAACGCAGAGGCUUCAGCCUUCACGGGCGCGCGGUAAUUUGAAUACAGUGGAGGAGACACUGGCUCCGCUGGAGAGAGGUCGCCGGCUCUGAGGUUCAGGAGUUCAGUUAAGAAGAUGUCAGCUUUUACUCCAAGAAAAAAGAAGCAGCGUUCUUUGAGCUGUGACAACCUAUUAUCAGACAUCUCAUCAAAGAAAUUAAUUUUGGACUUUGCUGAAAACGUACUUCCAUCACCUGAUCAAAAAUACAUUUCCCAAAGCAGUGAUAACAAUGAAGAAAAGGUACUUUGCUCUCAGCAAGGCCAUUUCAUUUCAAGUCCACUCAAAACAACUGAAAAAUCCAGAUUGGCAUCUGCAAAGCAAGGUUCACCAUUUAAAUCUGCUGUGUCUACUGUAUCCUUUUACAACAAAGAUCAGUGGUAUCUGAAUCCAUUAGAGAGAAAGCUGAUAAAAGAGAGUAGAUCCAUUUGUCUAAAAACUAAUAAUGAAGAUAAAUCUUUUCCCAUUGUGACAGUCUGCUCCAAGAAGAUAAACAAAAAGCCACAAAAGUGUUUAACUUCUAAAUAUCAACCGAAAUAUAAAUGUAUCAAGCCUGUAUCAAAGAAUUCUAAAAAAUCCAAGCAAAAUCGAGUGGCCUAUAAACCAGUUGUGGAGAAAGAGAAUAAUUAUUACUCAGCUCAAAAUAAUCUGAAUGCUCCUCGGGUUCUAAGCCAAAAAGUCAAACCACAAGUUACACUCCAGGGUGGAGCAGCCUUUUUUGUUAGGAAAAAGUCCUGUCUUAGAAAAUUGUCUUCAGAAAACAAGCCAUUACUGGAACUCACGCAAAAGAAUCCAUCAGAAGUGAUUGAAGAUUCUGGUGUAGAGACUGUCCGUAAAAGAAAAGGUUUUGAGACAAGGCAAGUGCCAAAGUGCUUGUUACUAGAAAAGGAACCGAAUGUUGAACUGCUUUGUGCAAGAAGUAAAAAUGGAGAGAAAUUAAUAAAGGAUUCAUCAGGUGGAGUAGUUUCUUCAAGAGAAUGUAAACCUAAUGAAAAUAAAUGUUUUCCUUCAGAAGAUUUUCUCAGUGAAAACAAGGCGGUUUCUCCUGAUUCUGUUGUCUACCCGAUCUUCAGUGUGUCUUCAGUCAAUACAAAAAGAUCUUUAGUUGAACAGUCUUCUGUGGGAUCCAUCAUAUCUGCUAACCUCUUGAAACAGAUCAAUACACAGAAAAGUACUAAUACUAGAGAUACAAAUAAAGAAACUAAAGACCAGCUCAUCAUUGACGCAGGUCAGAAACAUUUUGGAGCCACCAUGUGUAAGUCCUGUGGCAUGAUCUACACCGCAUCCAACCCUGAGGAUGAAAUGCAACAUGUCCAGCAUCACCACAGAUUUCUGGAGGGGAUCAAAUAUACAGGCUGGAAAAAAGAACGUAUAGUAGCACAGUUUUGGGAUGGGAAAAUUUUGUUGGUACUGCCACAUGAUCCGAGUUAUGCUAUCAGAAAGGUAGAAGAUGUCCAGGAACUUGUUGAUAACGAAUUGGGCUUCCACCAAGUUGUUCCCAGAUGUCCAAACAAAACCAAGACUCUUCUCUUCAUAUCUGAUGAAAAGAGAGUAGUUGGGUGUUUAAUUGCAGAGCCCAUCAAACAGGCCUUCCGUGUCCUGUCCGAACCAACGGGUCCAAGCUCUAAAGAAUGUCAUCGGGCUUGGCAAUGUUCAGAUGUACCAGAACCUGCAGUUUGUGGAAUAAGUAGAAUCUGGGUCUUCAGACUGAAACGAAGAAAGCGCAUUGCAAGACGACUGGUGGAUACUCUCAGGAAUUGCUUCAUGUUUGGCUGUUUUCUCAAGACUGAUGAAAUAGCAUUUUCUGACCCAACACCAGAUGGCAAGUUAUUUGCAACCAAAUACUGCAACACCCCUAAUUUCCUUGUAUAUAAUUUUAAUAGUUAAAGCCAGUCUCUACUAUAGAACAGUUACUGUGUGGACGAUUUCAGACAGCCCCAUAUCCUAUAAUAGGAACUAUUUAAUAGAUACCAAAAUAAAAAUACUAAGACACACAUAUAUACACAUAAACCUGUAUUAGUUUUAUUUCUUAUGAAUCAAAAAGUGAGGGAUAAAUUUGUUGAAAAGUAUCUGGGGACUCAAAAAAAGGAAAAGUCUGGAUAAUAUAUACUGACUAGCAUUGGAAUCCUUAAUUAUGAAACUUGAUAGCUCUAACUGGAAAAUGACAUGCCUCCUUCAUCAAAACAUUGACAAAGCAAGGUGGUUUCCACAGAAAUGUGACCAUUUCUCUCUUAUGAAGCACACUUUUGCACAGGGAUUACCUCAUGCCCCAUCAGAAGCAAAUAAAAUUUAAAGAUAGGCAAAUAAGUUCCAUGCCCAAUCUUUAAUGGUAAUUCCCAAAUUCUGUACACAAAAUUUUUAGUUUAUAGGUUUAUAGGUAUUGGCUGUAGUUGAAACUGAGUUUCAAAAUAUUUAGCAAGUGUUUCGAAUUUUUAAUUUGUAAUAGGGCUUUCCCAUCUUUAUGGUAAAUAAAGAAUGAGCAAAAUUUCCAUAUCCUUUGAUGUAGAACAGAAUUCUGUAGCUUAAUGUUUUAAUCUUUUUGCAAAUCAUAUCAAUCAAGACAUACUUGUCAUCAGAUCCAAUUAAAAUUAACCGUAGUAAUUGCACUAUUGUCAUUUCAUUCAUUUCAGUGUGAAAAUGCUAACUGUACUAAUCUUUAGUACACUUGUUACUGGGGAUUGAUGUCAUUAACACAAUAGAUGCCCAUUUCGUUUAGAUGAUUCAUAUGGUUACAUUUUUAAUAUUUUUGCAUGUUUAAAAUACAUCUUGUUCUGAGACAUCUGGCGAAGGUGGUGACAAAAUGAAUAGUAAUAUAACUAUUACUAUUUUAUAGUAAUAUAACUGAGGUUAGUAAAUGAAUAUAUCUAGGCCGGAGAAUUCGUGAUAACAUUAUGUAAAUACACCUCCAUAUGCACACAUUUUUCUAGUAUAAUUCUUGGAUACUUUCUUUGAAGAGCAAAGAAUUACUCAUAUUGUUUUGAUUCUAAAAAUCACUUAACUGCUGUCUGGUGGUAAGAUGCUAGGGAAGUAGUUUUCCAGGUUAUAACUUGGUAGAAUCUGUUCACGUGCAUUCUUUUAUUUGCCUGUAAGGUAACAUGUUUCCAAAAUUUAAAAGCCUGCAUUCCAGAAAGAAUAUGGAAGUGUUAAGAUGUAAUUUUGCAAACAUUUUAAUGCUGUUUUCUGCACUGCUGUUUUUGUUUUAAAUAUUUUAUUUAAAAAUUUUUAUUAACAUUAUUUUGCUUGCUCAGUGCUUUUGUGAUGAAUCAAUUAAAAUUCUUCUCAAUA
Acinonyx jubatus (cheetah) is the source of this 3661-nucleotide messenger RNA. It is a transcript of the gene ESCO2, whose product is annotated as establishment of sister chromatid cohesion N-acetyltransferase 2. Gene Ontology annotation, molecular function: protein-lysine-acetyltransferase activity. The transcript is spliced from 11 exons. The record is from RefSeq and is a predicted model, not a curated record. Gene Ontology annotation, biological process: mitotic sister chromatid cohesion. Gene Ontology annotation, cellular component: chromatin; nucleus. Lineage: Eukaryota; Metazoa; Chordata; Mammalia; Carnivora; Felidae. The coding region runs from base 455 to 2263 and encodes 602 amino acids.